AUAAAAGAUCUGCUCACUGCAGUAAAGAGGUUUUCGAAGAGAGAGAAAGUGAGAAGUAGAGAGAGAAAGUCUGAGAGGAAGAGAGAGAGAGAGGGGGAAAGCAGCGCAUAUCGCGCGUCAAGCAGUUUCUUCAGGAGAGAGAAAAAAAAUAUUUACCAAAGAUCGAAGCGUAAUUCUCACUGCAUUUAUUUUUCUCUCUUCAGCUCGAAUUGAAGUUCCAUUAGUUUUGUAUUUUAGGGUUGGAUUCAGCUGAAUUUGUGAUAGUUUAAUUGGAAUUAUUGAUUGAAAAGAUUUGCAGAACUGGAAUUUAGUUGAAAAGAGUUGAAAUAAGCAGCUUGUAUCUGAAGAGUUUCGAUCAUCUGCGUCUUUUCCCUCAUGCAAAAUAUAAUUGCAUGAUUUUGGAUCUGAAGAGCUGGAUUUGAAUUUCGCGAAAGUUCGGAUUAUCGCGAAAUUCAGCAGAGUUUUCCUGUUGAAUUUUGGAAAUUUUGAGAAUUCAGUUGGAAUUUUAGGUUUUUUAUUUAAAUUUUAUUCAUGGAGCUCCCUCAAUCCCGUCCUUUCGGAGCCACACAAGGUAGAAAAGCUACGCAUGACUUCCUUUCUCUCUACAAUCACCCCUCACUUCAGCAAGAUCCAAGGUCUUCUUCUCACGGAGCAGGAGGUUUACUUAAAACACAUAAUUUCCUGCAACCUCUUGAAGGUGAAGAAAAGACUGGUCCUAAGGAAGACAAUAUGGUAGAUAUAAAUGUUAAGCCUCCACCAGCAGCUCCUCCUACUUCAGUUGUAGAACAUGUACUGCCUGGUGGCAUUGGAACAUACAGUAUAAGUCACAUUUCCUAUUUUAAUCCAAGGGUGCCUAAGUCAGAGGAGAAUAUCUACUCAGUGGCUCCAGUAACCAGCAAUGAUAAAAACGACGAUAACUCAAAUUGUAGCUCUUAUACGGGAAGUGGUUUUACAUUGUGGGAUGAAUCAGCCGUGAGAAAGGGAAACACAGGGAAGGAGAAUUUGGGGGAUGUAAACGUAGUAAAAGAGUCAACAAUAAAAAUGGGGCAAUGGCCUUUGGAUCGGCCGCAGUCUUCUUCCAACCAUCGCAGCAGUGUCAGCCCUCUUUCGUCUUCCCAGGUACUUAUUCAGAAGAGUCAAAGCUUUAUGGAGAUGAUCAAAUCAGCAAAAGGACCUCACUCCAUGGAGGAAGAAGUUGAAGAGGAUCUGAGCCUCAAAAAGGAAAGCGGCUCUUCUCAAAAGGGAGAAUUACGCGUUAAUGUUGGUGGUAAGAGCAAUGAUCAGAAAGCUACCACCCCCCGGUCCAAACACUCUGCAACAGAGCAGCGAAGAAGAUGCAAAAUUAAUGACAGAUUUCAGAUGUUGAGAGAACUCAUUCCUCACAGUGACCAGAAAAGAGAUAAGGCGUCAUUUCUGUUAGAGGUAAUUGAGUACAUUCAGUAUCUACAGGAAAAGGUUAAUCGGUACGAAGGGUCAUACCCUGGAUGGAAUAGUGAACCACCCAAGUUAAAUCCAUGGAGAAAUAGCCAUGGGGUAACUGAAAGUUUUGUUGAUCAGUCUCGAGUGGUGAAUAAUGGUAUAACCAGUCCUGGGUUAAUGUUUGGUGCCAAACUUGAUGAGAAAGCUACUCCUGUUUCAUUAGAUGCCCCGCACAAUCCCCAGAAUGCAGCAGAACCUAUCAUGGCCAAUGCUAUCAAUGUCAAGGCAGUUGAUCAACAGCCUGGGAUGAUUACUAAAGCAGAAUCAAUUUCUUCCCAACUGCAGCGUGAUAUCCAGGCUCCUAUUAUCAAUAGUUGUGGUAUACCACAACCUCCCGUGAGGCUUCCAUCUGAUGGUGGUAAAGCUUCUUUCCCUCAACUGGAGCUAUGGCAAAGCAGGACUUGUGAAUCUGAGCAUUCUGUUGCCGCUGAUAAAUUGAAAGAGCAAGAACUGGCUCUUGAGGGUGGCACUAUUAACAUCUCUAGCCUAUACUCUCAGGGGUUGUUGAAUACGCUAACUCGAGCACUGCAGAGUUCUGGGUUAGAUUUGUCUCAAGCAAGUAUUUCUGUUCAAGUUGACAUAGGAAAACGAGCAAAUAGUAGACAGAACUCCCAGGAGGCUGCUGGGAAGAGUGCCGAAGCUCCCGCUGGUAAUCAAUCUUUGCUACACGCUAGAAUCGAUAGCACCAGUAGUGAGUCUGAUCACGCGGUGAAGAGGCUCAAGACAGGCUAAAAUGUUAUAUUAGAAGUUCGGUACAUUCUUUUGCUUUGUGAUUAGAUCAUUUUUUGCGGAGCUCUCCUGGGCGUCUGGUAAUCAGUCCCAUCUCUUCCCACAUCGCCAGAUAAACCAGCUGAAAGCUCGAGCCAAAUUGUACAUGCUAUUAAUUAUUCUUCUAUUUGAUUUUGCCUAGUCUUAAUUUCAGGACUUCUGAUGAGUGAAUAGGUAGUCCUACAUAGAACAUUCUUUUGUCUUUUUUUUUUCUUAUUCUUCUUAAAUCUUUGCAAUUUUUGCAAUUUAUUAUGUAUUUAUAGAGGCCUCCAUAUCGUGUAUGAGGAGCCGCCUAUUGAUUAUUAAGCUUCCAUAUUUAGGGAAGUUUUACUUGAUUUCUUAACUUGUAUCUUAAAGAGCUGUAGCAGAUUAGCAGGUUAUAUACUGAUAAGAGUUCUCAUUUUUGUUUUCCUUGCAGGGGAAAACCUUACAUGUAAUAACAAAUUCUAGAUUACUGUUUUUAACCA
Molecule: messenger RNA, 2714 nt
Organism: Spinacia oleracea (spinach)
Lineage: Eukaryota; Viridiplantae; Streptophyta; Magnoliopsida; Caryophyllales; Amaranthaceae
Product: transcription factor BIM1
Exons: 12
Coding region: 532-2211 (559 amino acids)
Biological process (GO): DNA-templated transcription
Molecular function (GO): DNA-binding transcription factor activity; protein dimerization activity
Source: RefSeq, a predicted model, not a curated record